AUGACACCUUCGCGGGCGUACUCGUGGGCAGCGCCCGAGGGCUGUUUAGCUACGCUUGAUGGAGAUCGUUUGUGGAGCAUAGCUAAGCUAAUAAAACGGUUAGUUUCAACCCAUCCGACGACGAGUGGUAAACCGGUACGAGGACCGGUCGCAACCCGCUGUCUCCCCGCGCUUCUAAAUGCGCGCAUCACCUUAUCUACACGGCCGUUGCGGCUAAGCCUGACUGUCCGCUCUCCUAUUUCACAGGCCACUUGGACUCCAGAUAACUCGUAUCGAAUUCAACGUUGGGAGCCGAUUGCGGAGGCAACACGAUAUCUGCGCGCUCCGACUGACCACGGCUCAAAUUAA
Messenger RNA from Leptosia nina, 348 nucleotides. NCBI's taxonomy places the organism in Eukaryota, Metazoa, Arthropoda, Insecta, Lepidoptera, Pieridae. The record is from the annotation of a GenBank genome assembly.